This is a messenger RNA of Hypoxylon fragiforme, 2523 nucleotides long. Its product is annotated as peptidase family M41-domain-containing protein. Gene Ontology annotation, molecular function: ATP hydrolysis activity; ATP binding; metalloendopeptidase activity. NCBI's taxonomy places the organism in Eukaryota, Fungi, Ascomycota, Sordariomycetes, Xylariales, Hypoxylaceae. Gene Ontology annotation, cellular component: mitochondrial inner membrane. The transcript is spliced from 2 exons. Gene Ontology annotation, biological process: protein quality control for misfolded or incompletely synthesized proteins; mitochondrion organization. Bases 1 to 2523 code for a protein of 840 amino acids. The record is from RefSeq and is a predicted model, not a curated record.
AUGGCGUUUCAAACGUCAGCUCUGCCGGGCAUCGCGGCGGCGACUACGGAUUUAUGGCCAUCCAUCAUGGGUACCCUGAUGAUGUCUUUCCGAGCCCCGUCGCUACCCCCGUUGAACCCGAGGUUGCCCCAGGCCAAACAGAGCCAAAAAGUCGAUUCGAGUUCGCAAACGGCGCAUGUCCAACCAAAGCCGUCUUCAACGUCUCCCAAGUUUGAACUUCCCGACUUUCUACGGGAUGCUCAACACGAUGUCGCUCUCCAACCUCUCGUCUCUAGGCAAAAUCAUAUCCCCACUCCAUUCGAUAUUCGUUCGUCUAUCUCGUCUAUGCCGCGCUCCGCUCUCCUCGCUUCAAACCCGGUAGUGCAUCGUCUGUACCGCCAGAGCCUGCCGAUUCGAUCCAUGUCUACGUUAACCGCUAUUCGUUCAUUGCCGAGCCCGUUCUCGAAGAUGGCUAUCUCUCAGCGAAGGUCUCUCCAGACUGGUGGGCUGUCAAGGAAUCUGCUCGCUCAUAUGGAGGAAUCUGCCAACAGGAACCCGACUAGCGCUACUGCCCAGAAUGCAUUCUAUCAGGCUUUGCUAAAAGCAAACAUGCCGGCCAUCAUUAUCGAAAGAUACCAGUCCGGGCGUUUUGCUACCAAUGUCGCUGCUACCGAGGCAUAUCAAAAGGCGCUAAACAUGUUGUCUCCAAAUACUGUACAGGGAAUGCAAGAUGAUGGUAUCAGUCAAACGGUCAAAAACCUACCCGGAAAUCUAACCCCCACCCAGAUUCAAGCCGUUACUCAAGCCCUGGCUGCUCGAUCUCGCGGCAGUAACUUGGCAGUCUCCAACGCUAACACGGCUUCUGGAGGCAAGGAUGGGCCCCUUCACGUGGUUGUCGACGAAACGCUCGGUGGUAGCCUCUUCCGAUGGGUCAAGUUUAUUCUAUGGUUUUGCUUUUUCACGUAUCUCAGUUUAGUUCUCGUGACUAUGCUCAUCGAAGCUCUGAGUCUGUUCAAGCGACCCGGCGGCAAAGUCGACAGUGAAGUCAAGGCUGAGCACCAGAAGACUCGGUUCUCCGAUGUCCAUGGUGCUGACGAAGCGAAAGAAGAACUGCAAGAAAUGGUCGAGUUCCUGCGUAACCCCGAAAAGUUUUCUCAGUUAGGCGGGAAGUUGCCCAAAGGUAUUCUGCUAGUUGGCCCUCCUGGUACUGGAAAGACGCUCCUAGCAAGGGCCGUCGCUGGCGAAGCUGGUGUUCCGUUCUUCUACAUGUCCGGUAGCGAAUUUGACGAAGUCUACGUUGGUGUCGGCGCUAAGCGGGUCCGUGAUCUUUUCGCUGCCGCCAAAUCCAAGUCUCCUGCCAUUGUCUUCAUUGAUGAACUCGACGCCAUUGGAGGUCGCCGCAACGCGCGUGAUGCAGCUUAUGUCAAGCAGACUCUCAACCAGCUUCUUACUGAACUAGACGGGUUUGACCAGGCCAGCGGUGUUAUUAUCAUCGGUGCGACCAAUUUCCCUGAAGCGCUUGACAAGGCCCUUACUCGCCCUGGCCGUUUCGAUCGUCAUGUCGCCGUUGAUUUGCCCGAUGUGCGCGGCCGUCUCGCUAUCUUGUUGCACCAUGCCAAGAAAAUCAAGGCUGCCAAGGAUGUUGAUCUCCAAGCUAUUGCCCAAGGCACUUCCGGUCUUUCUGGAGCUGAGCUUGAAAACAUUGUCAACCAAGCUGCAGUGCAUGCGAGCAAAGUAAAGGCGUCACUUGUCAGGAAAGAGGAUUUUGAUUGGGCCAAGGAUCGAGUCAUCAUGGGUGCCGAGCGAAAGACCAUGGUCAUCAGUGCCGAGGAAAAGGAGAUGACCGCGUAUCACGAAGCAGGCCAUGCACUUGUCAGCCUAUUAACGAAAGGGUCCGGUGCAAGCUUGUACAAGGUCACUGUUCUCCCUCGUGCUAAUUCGCUUGGCCACACGGCAUCACUCCCAGAAAUAGACAAGUACUCCUACACCAUCACCAACUAUCUAGCUCAGAUAGACAUGUGCUUGGGAGGGAAACUCGCGGAAGAGAUUGUCUAUGGCCUCAACCAAGUUACCAGUGGUGCAUCAUCGGAUCUUCGAAUGGCUACUGCUGUUGCGUUCGACAUGGUCGCCAGCCUGGGAAUGUCUGCCAAGCUCGGUAAUAUGGAGUACAGGAGUCGAUACGACACAUUGAGUAGUGAGACCAGAGCGCUAGUCGAGUCCGAGGUUAACCGCACCCUCAAUGAAGCAUACGAGCGCGCUCGUCAACUUCUAUUAACUCAUCGCAAAGAGCUUGAUCUCUUGGCACAGGCACUCGUCCAAUACGAGACUUUAAGCAAAGAGGAAGUAGAGAAGGUCAUCCGUGGUGAACCGCUACCUAAUCGUAUCGCCGUCCCCAAAGGCUCCAUGAUCGUCCCAACAUCUGCUAAACCUCCGGCUCCGGGCGAAUUAGCAUCUCCCACUCCAGGGGCAGGGGAGAGCGGUGGAGGACCACCACCCCCUGCUCCACCGACACCAGGUGGACUCGCUCCCAAGGCCGACAGAUGA